CAUCAUUUUUGUCGGAGCAUACAGGAGAGCAGUAGGAGAAGCUACGGGAGCCCCCAUUGCCUGACAGGAGCUUUACAAAGGAAGGUCAGUCAUCAGGUACCCAUUACGCGGGCAAAGGAAGCUGAGACUCAUGCAAAGCCUCUGGCAAAGGUGGAAACAAAACCUCGGGCUGUGAUCCUGCAUUAACUGCCGUCUGGAUCUGUCUGCCUGAAGCUCCUUGCAGAUGAGCAGUCUGGGACUGGAGCAGUGAAGACAUACUCUCUCUGUGCCUGCAGUUACUCCUGGUCCCCAAAAACGCUGCCUCUCACUGCUGCUGGUGCCAGCUCAGACCUCUCUCACCGCAGUAUUUGUUUCAGCAGGGCUCAACACCCGGCUACUCCCACUGAUGUAUCAAGGAGGAGGCAAGAGUUAACUUUGAAUUGCGGAUUUCAGUGAGAGCCAAGUGCUCCUGCCAGUAUGGCCCCUCAUCUCGUGGUGCUGCGGGUACCUAUGCUGGCAGAUAAAAGCAGGCCAGGGAGCAACCCAUGCUGACCCAGCUGAUGGAGCAGGAUGGCCAUGUCUGCACUGUGGAGGAUGUGAUUCCCAGGCUCUCGUGGGCCCUCUUGUUCACAAGGUAUUUUCAGUAUUUUGCAUGAUUUUUCUCCCUCCACUGAAAAAUGCCUGAAACUAUAGGAGAGCUGUCUCAUGGCCUAUUAGCAUUCUGUUUUCUGCAUGAAGCUGAAGAUACGUGUUAAAUGUGUCGAGGAGUGCCAUGCAGGACUGGUGGAGGUGAUAUAGGGCUCCAAAUAGGCUAGGAUGGCACUGGAAGACUGUGUACAGCAGAGGGAGCAAAACCUGCUCCUGUCUCAUCCCUACUUCAUUUUGAGAGUGAUCCUGAGACCAAAUCUUGGUCCUGUGAUGCCACGGUCAAAUCUUGGAAAAAAAUUGAUGCUGUCUCCAGCUGGGCCACUGUGGAAGUCCAGGCUAGAGGUGGAGGACAAGUGUGUGGAUGGAGAUGGGCACAGUACUUGAACUUGCUUCUCGCCCCUCUUUUAUUGAGCCAUGGUAACCCUCAGGGUUCAGCUGUAGCCAUGAGUCAAAAACCUAACAUCUUCUUGAAACAUGUUUCUGGUCAUUGUAAUUCUGUGCCACCCUCUUCUUUAUGAUGGAGAACAUGAUCCGCUUUCCAAGGCUACUAACACUUCUGAGCCCAGCCUGCCUCCUUGCCCUUGAUCAGAGUGGCAGCCAUGGAACCCUGUCUCAGAGCCACAGAGGAAAGGUGUUGGAGAAGAGCAGAGGACAAAACCAGAGGAGCAGGCUGCUACAGGAGCUGACUUCGCUUCUUGCAAUUGCCUUGUGCUGCAGCAUGGCUCCAGGUUAGUCACAUCAUCCUUGCUCUCCUCGGCUGCAGAAUGGGGGCAGCGGUACCAGCCUCUGCUAUGUGAGACUGCACUGGUAGUUUUUUUCCCUCUGUUUCUGAGCUAUCCCAUAGCCCUUGGGGUCUGCAUUAGCUCCAUGCCCAUCAAAGCUGGCACGGCAUAGGAACUUAAAACAUAAACCAAACUCACUCCUCACCCCUUUUACCAGAAGAAAAGAGGAAGGGGUCGACAGAGGAGUCUGCAGAACUCACUGUGUGUGGCCUGGACAUGAAAAUGGUGUCCCUGGCCCUGUGGCUGGUGGGCGGAGUACAAAGGGGGAUGCAGGAGCAGCCAAACCUGCGUGUGACAUACUUAGGCAAAUGCUAAAGCUGUUGGCUUCAAAGCACAGGUUAUUCUGCCUCUUUUAGGGGAAAGGUGAUGAACUUGAUGGACUACCUGGCUGGUCCAGGAUGACAAUUCCUGAAUGCCUCUUGGGUUCAAUAUCACCAAGGACAUUACAGAUUUUCAUCUGCUGAUAAUGCACCCAAAGAUAGGAAAACUAAUAGGGAUAUUUUCACCAACAAGGACUGUUCUGAUUUUAUAUGUUUUUAAAUGUUGUUGCCAAACGAGGCCACAGCAUAUUUGGUAAACAAAAACCAGCCCCAACAGGUCCUGACCUCAACUCAGACUGGCUGUGAAAAUCCGGUGCAUAGAGGAAGCUGGCGGUUUGUGGGCAUGCAGAGGGAGCAGGGAUUUGCCCUGCUGGGCACAGCAUUGCUUCCCAGCUCACACAGGGGCCUCUGCCUGAGAGUCUCCUUCAAAGAGGACUUAGGGCAUAUGGUUGGAUCCAGGGCGCACAAUCCCUUGCUGCACUUCCCCAUUUCUGUGUACAGAUGGGGAUGCACUCUGGAAACAGCCCAGCUCUGAGCCUACAACCUUCCUUUUCCAUUCUCUCCAAAACUGAGCAUCCGUGCAUGGAUGUUACACCCUAGGUCCCUGAGCUAGAGACAAAACCAUGGUGUGGAUGUAGCUGUCAGGAGCCAGUCGUCGGCAGUGCAGCUGCAACAAUCCUGGGACAAGGCUGUUCUGCUGGAGAGAUCAUGAUCCUUGUACCAAUGGACCCCGUCAUCCUCUGCAGGCCUGAGACUGCAGGAGAUGUCACUAAAAUUUUGAAUCCUGAGAGACUUUCCCACCUCAACAGACUACUUCUUCUCUUUGACUUCUUCACUCAGAAGAGGAUGGCAAACCAGCACCGGAGAAGCACAUAUUAAUGUCUCAUCUUAAGAUUUUUCAUUUCUCCAUUUGCAUAUUUGGGUCUCCUAUAAACUCAGCUGCGGUUUGAGUGCAAGUACAUAGCACACUCAGCUGUGUCAUGGAGUAUCAUGUACCACCAAGGCAGCAGCAUCCCCACCUAUGUCCACAAUGGCUAUGGGGUGGUGGUAGCAGACACUAAGCCACGGAAAAGAGAGGUGGCCUUUUAACAGCACUGGGCUGGCACUCAAGGAGGCUCCAUUUCUGCUCCACAUACACAAAUCUAGGUGGUCUUGGCAUGUAACUCACUUCUCCAGAAAGGCACAUGGUGUUUGAAUGGUGUCUCAGGAACUUCUGGUAACAACCUCAGCCUAUGCUUAACUGCAGUGGGAGUAGAAGGGGUUACUGCUUCUUGCUGGAAAUGUGAGAGCUUGGGCUUCUCUUUCUUUCUCUUAGAAACUAAUACAGAUUUUGGAAGUCAAAAUGUAAGAAGGAAGGCAGGUGACUUUUAAAACAUAGUUGGUCAUCAUUCCCAUUUUAGGGUGUGUGUGUGAAGGGACACAAGGUGCCCUUUGGUCUCUCAGAGCCAGAAACACCAUGGUGGCAUCACCUCCUCUUCUCUAGUACCUCCACCAAGCCCUGGCUGUGCCAAGAGCAUGCCAGGGGCAUUGCCAGAGGUGCCUGCUGCCAAGAUGCAAUGUCUUGCUCUUCACCCCAAAGAAAGCUGAGGGGGUUUGUGGCUCCCAGCUUUCUCAGUUCAUUGUCUGUCCACUGCAUUUGUUUCUUUGAAAAGAUUGAGCCUAAGAAUGUAUUAAUAAAAGGCUGUAAGGUACAUUAAGAAAACAAUAGCAACAUAACAAACCAAAAAAAAAAACCAAAGAAAAAAACAGGGGAGAAAGGCUGUAAUCACACAGGGUGAGGACAUCCCCUUCAGUGACAACCUUUUAUACCUGUUUGCCUUCAUGGUGGAGCUGGAAGGCAGCGUGUUGUUAGCAAGGAUCAGGCCCCAAAUCUUUCGCAUUAAUCAAAGGAAAAUAUUUUCUUAAAACACCAGGGGAAGGUUUCCCAGUGAAAUACACACAGAUGUUUUCUUUUUAAAUGUAAAUCAGUGAGGGAAUGGACAGUUUAAUUAAAAGUAAAAUUAUUAGGUAAGUGCUCAGGGAAUCUACUUUAUUUGCUGGGUACACUCACAUAUUUUUACUGGUGAGUCAAUUGCAAUUUUUAAUUUCUUUCCACUUAAUAAGACCAGCUCAGAGACUAGCCACUAUGAUGUGGAAUAUUUGGGGGAGGAUUUUUCCAUGGAUAGCAGGAGUGUCUGUCCUGUGUGCAAGUUGUGGAUGCCUAGGCAGCUUGCUAUGGUAUGUCCAUUCUGAGCCUCACAUCGCUGCUAAUCACAGUAUCACAGAAUGUUCUGAGUUGGAAGUGACUCUCAAGGAUCUUCAUUAGCAAACACUCAUUAUAGGCUGCUUCUGCAGAGAUUUUCUCGCCUGGAGAAAAUCCUUUCCCUUGUAACAGGGAUUUUGAGUCCUAUGAACUGAAACACUUGGAGUAAUGGCUGUCUGGGAUGCUAAGGGAAAGGGGCUAUAGUUUUAACCGACUUUACACCCUGCUGCUACUCUGUUACUAGACUCUUCUCCCUUCAGUAUCACCCGUCCCUUUACACACAAGCCUUUUUGCAGGCAGGUGUUUUGUGGAAGCCCCUACCCUCGAACCCCUGCAUCCCUUUUCAGCAUAGCAAAUGAUACAGACAGACUCCUGAGCACAUCAGAAAACAGCAAAAAUAUGCUGCAUACUUGAGUGGGGUUGAGGACUGAUGGCUCAGCCGUAGCUGAAGUUCAAAAUAAGACCACAAAAGCCUCCAAUAAAAUUAUCCCAUGCACCAUCGUGUGGGACUCUAUAAGAACUCAGAUAUUUUUACUGAGUCUGAACACCAGUGGCUUCCUCAGUGCAGUUCUUGUGAUGUAAAUGCCUCUUUCAGGUGGUAACAAAUGGAUUUAUGGUGUAGACGUACAGAGGGAUAAGGCUUAAUUCCCACUAUGAAACCAGAUGAUGCUGAUAAAGCCUCAGUGGCUUCAGCAGAUGUACCCUGAAACAGACAGGAGUGUGGCAAUGGACAGAUGUUGUGAAAUGCUUCAGGUACCACGGAUGGCAGAAAGGUGCGAUGAAAGCACACAGCCUGAUUAGUGCCCGGGGGAAGGCAGAGAUCUGGGUCACCUCAUCCAGGCCUACCACCACAUAUGAUCAUAUUUCUGAACUUUCUUCCCCAUCAGGAGUAUCACUGAAAUAAAUGCCCUAAAAAUGAUGUGGCCUCUCUGUUUGAGGGGUUAAAAACAAUUUCCCAUCAUUGAGCUUUUGCAGUUGGCUCAGGUAUUGUUGCAGGGUCUUGGAUCCUUUUCUUAUUAUUAUUAAUAAAAGAAACUUUGAAAUAUAUUUUAAAUAGUGCUUAUCAGAUAAUGAAAUUCUAGCUGUGGUUGUCUUUCAAACAACCAGGGCCAUGAUUUAAUUGGAAGUAAUUAUAGUCUUUUCUGAAGUAUAAUUUUUAGGGUAUUUUUUCCCCUGACAUUUUCAGUGUGGAAAUUAAAAAUAAAACGAUGUCAGAAUCACAAGAUUUCAAUCUGUCUUCAAACAAUAAUGUGAGCUAGUGUCAGAGGUUUGUCCUUGGCUGGAAGGAGGAAAAACUCCCUGAAAAAAAUCCUUAUGGUGAAAAUCGCCAAUAGCACCCAUCUGUACACUUUCUGUGCUCAGAAAUUCCUGGGAGACUCCUGCUUCCCAGAGCUCAGUAGAAAGCCUCCUAGCUCUGGUGCAGUGGGAAAGGGCACAACAGUACCUAGCUCCUGAAAGCACCACAUUUGUGAUGCAGGCUUUGUUAAUUAUUCCACUGGUAAAGGCUGUAUUAAGAGACACAAUUAGAGCAAGGAAAAAACUUUUCCCAUUCUACACAACAAAGAUUAAAUGUAGUCCUCAUAUCCCCCUGAAAACAAUCCAGGGUGUAACAAAGGUAUUUCCAUGAUUCUUUUCCCCCCAACAUUUUUUCCAGUUUUUAAAGAGGAAAUUUUUCAAAUUAUCUCUAAAUUUUGCCCUGUUUUCACUUUGCAAUUCCUCAGCUUCCUUCGGUGAAACCACCAGUGCAUCCUCUAAACUCCAACUCACACACUCUACCUUCCUUAAAAUGCUAUUGCCAAGGGAGGGACAGUCUCCACCAACAUCAACUCAACUUUUUUGGUUGCCAGUGGCAUCAGCAGGGCCCUAUGGUCAGGCCCUCAAUUCCUAUGAGCCUUUGUGGUUCUACUGGUACUGGAUGCUAUGAUGCCCCGGACGCACAUGCUUCUCUAAAUACAGCUACUCAGAAGGAAAGUUUGGCCCAGACUUUUAAGUCACAUUCUUCAGACUCCAAAUAAUUUCUGUAUGGAUGCAGAUGUGCACAUGAGGAAUUAUCUUGAAGUCUGAACUCUCUGCUUCUGGAUCUGAAAUUUUAUAUGUAAUGACCAUGUUCCUGAACACCAGUCAAAGAAACUACUUCAGAUUAAAAGGGCAGCACGCAUUAAAAGACAAAGCUACAUAUGAGGCAGAUUGUGAUUACAGCACUGUAUAAAGUACUGUAGAGGAAUGUAUGAGGGAUGCAGAACUGAGGUUCUGCAGAAUGUGUUGACUUUUUGAAGAGGCAUCAACUAUCAUUAUAGACUCUAUGGAGUUAUUAACCAGAUGAUUUACAAGCCAAAUUCCUACUGGGCAAUACCUGCCUGGUCCACUUACGUAUCCUGCCUCACCACUCAGCUUUAUUUAUUCCAUUCUCCACUCUCCUCCUUAAAAAAAUCCCAUUGCACGGCAUUACCAGCAAAGAACAACUAUGUUUCAUCUCAGAUAUGGCUUCAGCAGCAAGGUAAGAGAUUUCCGUCUAUUCUUCAGCCUCUGAAACAGCCUUUUCAAAUAAAGGUGUUUUAUUAAAUGGGAAAAAAAAUUAUACAGACUGAGGUAAAAUUUUGGUCAGGCCUUGUAAAACAAACUCAGUGACUUUAAAGUAGUAAAACUUUCUGUGGCACUUAGCCUAAGCUGAUCUUCUAUACUAUACUUCAGGGAUAAGUCCAGAUGUGCUGACAGAAACCUCGUGGCUUCCAACCCAUGCGCUGUGUAGAGCCUUGAGGGAUUUUCUGAAAAGCAACUACUUUUCCUAAGUUAAACAUUUUUAUCUCCCCUCCCAAAAUGUCCAGCAGACCAGCAGUGUUUCAAAGACAAGCAUACGUGUUUACUUCCAUGACUUUCAUGCUGUCAACAGAAAAUAUUUGAAAUUGCAGGCAAAGUUUCCAAGAAAGCAGAGAUGAAGAUUUUCUUUGCUUAGAUUAAAUUUCCCAGUACCUUCCAGCAAGACUCCUGCCUUUGCACCACUCCCUCACUCAGCUGGAAGCCUGGAGAUCUGAGCCCAUUACUUGACCACAGAUCUGUCUGGGGACUUGGUGUGUUUAGGCAUUGUGAGCCAAGGAGUAUAUUUGGUACACUCAGUGCCUGCCACAGCACAGCACUGAGCUUGGCGGGAUGGGAAACACCUCCAGUAUUUGCACUUAUUUGACUACUUAAUGGACAUUAUCUCCUUCUCCAGCCCAGAUCUCUACAAGAGCCAAACCUGACCAUGAUGUCCAUCACUGUUAAUGCUGUACCAAUAGUAAUAGCUAAGCUGUUGGUGAUGGGUUCACACAAGAACAUUGUUCCUUGUUGGUUAGCCGCAGCCUGUGACUGUGGCUUUAACAAUUGUGAUGAGCAGGUCUUGUCUUGGGACCCUGCUACCCACCCACUUCCAUGCUGAGAAAGUCGAAUAAAUAUUUACUACUUCUCAAAAUAACACCCAGCCACACUCACCCUUACCACUGCAGAGUAGUUCAUCUAAUUGAAAUAAGAACAUAAGUAAACUGUUUGUCAAGGCAGUUUAUUAGGAAAAGAUUGCUGUGUCAGGAGCUCCCUUACUGCGAGAGAUGCUGUGUUGUCUCUCUUAAUAUUUAAUGUCAUUUUAAUAAUAUUCCCCAGUUAGGGGGGCAGGCUGGUGCUAUAGACUAAAGACCAAGCCUGCCAAAGUGGAGAGGAAUAAAAGCUUGAGGUCAGCUUCACUCCAUUGACUUACCCACCUGGAGGCUGGGCAAAGAACAGUGUUGCUCUUCUUCCAAGGGACUCAGCCAUGCCCAGGUCCUUCUCUCCAACUUUAUUUCAGAUUUGUGGAUAUUGCCUUUCCUUACUCAGAAUGACACUUUAAAAAGGUUAGGGCCACAUCCUGAGGUGGUGGAGAUGAGAAACCCACAUUUUUCCUUUGACAAACCUAUUUCUCAUUGCAACGCUGCUCCAUUUGGACUCGUUAAUCAAACAGUACCUUAAACUACUGAAUUUCUCCCAGGCUUGUGAUUGCAUCUGCAGCGACAGCACUCCUGCCUUCUUUGGCAGGUCUUGUUUUGGAAACCUCUGUGUUAAACUCAGAGGUGUUUUAUCUCAAGGCAUGGGGAACUGCAGCUUAAGCAUCAAAGGUCCCCACUAGUAAAACAUACAACAAUGCUGCCUCUGCGUUGCGCUCCAGCCCUCACAGACCUGCCUUGGCUGCAAAGCUGCUGCACAAGAGGGUGCCCCAGUCCCUACCUCAUUCCUCCAGACUUCUGGCAGUUAUGCCCAGCUCAGGCUCUUCCUUAUUGUGAAAGACUCCCUGCUGAAGGACCAUGGAGUCAGAGCCUUUUGAAGCUGCUGCAUAAUAAGCUGUAUUCUUUUUCUAAACAUCACUAGACAGUUCAAUAAUAAUUACAUGAACUUUGUAAUCAGCCAAACCAGCGUAGGCAUCUACUGACCUACACAUACCAUUUGUGAGUAAUUUUACAUAAAGGGCAGGUACUUUUGUACUUAGUGCACAGGACUUGUGCACAAACAGCUAUAGAAGGAGGGCCCAAUUAUAAAUAAACCAUCCUUAGUUGUCACUUUGCUGUCUCUGACUUCCCACGCAUUCAAAUGGUGAGACUGAUUCAUUUAAUCUUACUCUAAAGCAGCAAGCCACAGAGGCAGUUUCCCGACAGUUGCUUAAAAAAGUGUAGCUGAGCUCUCUUAAAUUGUCUUCCCUUGUAUUAUAUUUAGACAUUGUGAUUAGACUAUCUGUCACGAUAUGCUUUAAUUUUAAGGUAGAAUUUCGAGCUGCUUUCUGAAAGCAAACAGAGAUGCUCCUAGGAACCAAAGGGGCAUGAGCGCCAGGUUUCAGCAUUUAGGAGCAGAGAUCUUCAGUGCUGCUUGCACUGCCGGCUCCCCCGGCACAGCCAGCCUUAUGAAACCUGAGUUUUCAAAUAAGUGCAACACUAUUUACCAUAAUGAGACUUCUGGGAAGGGUGGAGACAGUGAAAGACUUAGCGGUUGUUUCCAAGCAUUUUAGCAAUAUCAGCUGAGCAAUUUUUAUGAUCUUCCCUUCUGCCCUCCUUCCCUCUUCUCCCCCUCCAAAACCUGGCUAUUCUUGUCAAAGGCUUGGAUGCAAAAUCUGGACAGUCCUGUCAUAUGAACAUGGCUUUUACACAUUUGUGUCACUGCAAAGCAGAUUAUAAUGACUACACUUCAUUCAUUUUAUUCUGAUGAAGUCAGUGGAGGUUUCAGCAUAGAUACAAACUCAAUGUGCAGCUCUGCCCUUGACAAUUGCAUGCCGAAGAGAAAAACUGAAAGCUCUUGUUUUGCUAAAUAUGCUAUUUAAUAUUUUGUAAUGAUCUGGUAAAAGCAGUCAGUGAAUGUGAAGCCUUACACAUUUCUAUAUUAUUAUGGAGGAGGUUACUAGAGUUACACUGAAGGAGGUUUCCUUGUUCUGUGACUUGCUUUACCAGAGCACUUACCAGACACUGAACUGCGAGUUCACCUGCUGACCACCAUCUGUGAUGAGAAGACCCCCAGAUUCUAUCACACUCUCAGCCACUGCUCUGGCUGUGGGAGCCUAGCAAAUAUGACCAAAAUCUGGCAGACAGGACAAGGUGGAAGACCCUCUGGGCCCUAAGGUACAUGGGGAGACAGGGAGGGUUCUGUGAAGAGGGCGAAUGGUAGGGAGCAGAUGCCAUACCUCUGUUGCCUUUGGUUAACCUGGAAUAAAUGCUGCUGUGGAAUUUAAGACUCUGAAUUAAAAGGUGAGUUUCUCCCAUGUGCCAUGUAUAGGAUGCCUGUCUCCUCUAGCUGGUCUACAGAGAACUGUAAAUCUUUUAUUGCUUCCACAUACCCUCAUAGAAACUUGUGUUUUUAAUUUAGUGUGUAGAAAACUUGAAGUUCUACAUCCAGAUCUUAAUGUUGGUCCAAAGAUGAAUGGAUUACCAUUCUUUUAGGAUCUUCUAUAUUCCUCUUCUUUCAGAUAAAAAUGUUAUGAUAGAAGUUUUCCACCAUCCCUGUGUCUCUAGAGAGAAUCUUGGAGACUUGAAGGUGACUUUUCUGUGAAAUGGUCUCAAUAUCAUUCCAAAAAUACUUCAUAAUGUGGAAUCUGCUCCUCAACCUCCAGCAGAGAUCAAAGAGAUCCCAGAAAAAAAUUGAGCAACAUCCAUUCCUACGAGCUGAGCCUUUGGCUAUAAUGAAUCAAACAACUACCCUUUUAUCAGCCAGAUAUAAGUUGACCUGGGGCAUUUUGGAGCCAAAGGCUAGUGUAAGGCUGCUGGUUUAGGCUUUUUUUCCAUCAAAAUAUUGAGUCCAAAGGAAGAUCUUUGUUUUCAAAUAGUGUUUUUUACAUCUUGUUGUUAUUUUCACUUUCAAGCUUGCUUGGCCAGUUGGAUAUGAAAAGCUUGUUUUUGCUUCCUAGUGGCAAGAUCAUCUGUUAAUGGUAUGUAUGGGGUGCUAAUUACUAUCUGUCAUUGGUAUUUAUGAGGUUCCAAUUGCUACAGGAACUAAGUGUCACGUACAAUACUGAGAUAAGCAUAAAUGUUAUUGAGCGUGGAUUCUGCUCUUCCCACCCUAGUGCUUGGCCCCUUUGACUUGAAUACUUUGUCCUCUCCAUCACACUCCUUUUCAUACUUGCGAGGCAUCUGAAAAACAGUGAGUUAUGUGCUUUGCUGUGAAGCAGCCCUGGCUUGUGAGUGAGUGAGCUUGAGAGUGGCCCAUGGCUCCAUCUCGGAGCUUCUGUCCCUCAUGCUGGCAGGUGACCCAAGGCCCCGGCACUGUGACCAGCAGCACUGGGAGCAGAGCCCACAGAGCCUGGGUCUGCUUUGCCUGGAAGCUGCACACCAGCUGCUGCUGAAUCGCUUUCCAUAGGAUGUCUUCUAAAAUCCAGCAAAGUGUGGCCACUGGGAGAGCUGAAAUCAAUUGAGGUGCUGCUUCCCAGCCUGUGCACAGUCACAGAAGGUGUACCAGUCAGAGAGUGUGGAAAGCUUUGAACUGUUUGGACCAGGACCUGCUGAGAAGCCGAGAGCCUGUGGAGCCUUGCUAGUGUUAAUGUGAAGAAUUUCUUCUGGCUACUGGUGCUAAAGAGGAAGUUUGCUUCUCAGACAAACUAGAUCCUUUGACCAACUUGACCACUGCUGUGGCCAGAGAUACAGUCUCAGCCUGAUUCUGAGAAAAGCAAAUGCCUGGAACUCCAUUUCUACCACUACAGAGAAAUUAUUAUGAUCCCACAAGAAAGUUGAUUUGAGAUGAAAAAAAUGCAGGUCACAAUAGCAGCUAAUUCUUAAGUGGGACAGGCGUAAACUUCUUUAAUGUGGAUAUUGAAGGGGACAUAUUUUGUUUCUAUUAUUACUUGACUAUGGGAGACUAAAGGGAAAUUUUUUCACAACCAAAGAAGUAUUUGAAAGAAGUUUUUAAAACAUGUGAAAUUUAAAACAAAAAAUUAGGAGGAAAACUGAAAUGAAGCAUCUGCGUAAAACUUUUUCUUCCUCUUUUUGAUCAGUUCUGAUGGUUCUAAUUGACGUCCGAGGAGAAAGCUGCAAGUGAUUUAGAGAUGAAGAAGAAAGGAAUGGCACUGCUGUUUUAGAGACAAAGAAGAAAGCUAAGUCCUGCCUAUGGGACAGCAAUCCUGGGACAAACUGAAAAUGCUUGAAUAAAGAAGAUGUCACUCAUAUAGCAGUGGAAGGCUUUAUCAGCUCUUGCGGAGGCUUUCCCCUGCACUCGGAACUCAAGGCUGGAGCUGUAGUGGAGGAAAAUGGAGCCUGUAGAUCUCCUGGCAUUUGCCUCUGUAGAAAUGAAUAGCACAAGAGUCACCCUGGCUUUGCUGGUGGUCUUCCUGGUCCUGCUGUAUUGGUACUCCACAUCUGCAUUUUCCAGACUCAGCAGAGUAGGGAUCCGACAUCCUCCACCUCUUCCUUUCAUUGGAAACCUGCUCUUUUUCAGUGAGGGUUUUUGGGAAAACCACACAAAACUCAUUACGGAAUAUGGACCUGUUUGUGGGUAUUACAUUGGUCGCCAGAUGUUUGUGGUGGUCUCCUCACCUGACAUGAUCAAGCAAAUCUUAGUGACAGACUUCAGUAACUUCACCAACAGAACUAUGACACCACUAAUAAACCAGGCCUGUGACAUCCUGCUGUGUAACUUGAAAGUCUACGCAGAUUCUGGCAAAGCUUUUGAUAUCCAGAGGUGUUACAACUGCUUUACAUUGGAUGUCGUUGGUAGCGUAGCUUUUGGUACUGAGGUGGAUUCCGAGAAGAAUCCUGAUGACCCUUUUGUUAAGAAUUGUAGAACAUUCUUUGAAAUGUCUUUGUUUAAGCCUCUCCUCAUUCUAAUCCUUUCUUUCCCAUUCAUAAUGAUUCCACUGCUACGCAUUUUUCCGAACAAGAAACAAAAGGAACUGAAUGGAUUUUUUAUCCGAACCAUAAAAAAUGCAAUUGUCUACAGGCACCAGCAAGAUGCAGCUGAGAGGCGCAGGGAUUUUCUCCAGUGGAUGCUUGACUCCUGUGACUCAGCUGACUCCCUGGCAGCCGGGUGCUCUGAUGUGAUCAGCCCAUCUGCCACUUCCAGACAGAACGAGCCACCUCUUCCUGGCAGGGCCCCAUCUGAAAAGGUUCAGAAGACGCUAACAGAGGAUGAGAUAGCAGGCCAAGCUUUCCUGUUCCUGAUUGCUGGCUAUGAGACCACCACUAGCACACUGUCCUUUGCCACGUACUUGCUAGCCACCAACCCAGAGUGCCAGGAGAAGGUGCUUCAGGAGAUUGAUGAGUUCUCUGCUAAACACAUGGUCCCUGAUUACCAAAAUGUACAAGAACUCCCUUAUCUGGACAUGGUGAUUGCAGAGACGUUGCGCAUGUACCCACCUGCUUUCAGAUUCACUCGGGAAGCAGCUAAAGACUGUGUAGUGCUGGGGCAGCAUAUUCCAGCUGGGGCCAUCAUUGAAACUGCAGUUGGACACCUCCACCAUAACCCUGAGUUCUGGCCAGAGCCUGAGAAGUUUAUUCCUGAGAGGUUUACAGAGGAGGCCAAGAAGAAACGACAUCCAUUUGCAUAUCUGCCCUUUGGGGCAGGACCUCGUGGCUGCAUCGGCAUGAAAAUGGGUUUGUUGGAGACAAAAAUUACUCUGCUGAGGAUUUUGCAGAAGUUUCAAUUCAAGACCUGCCCAGAGACUGAGAUUCCUUUGCAGCUCAAAUCAAAAGCCACACUUGGACCAAAAAAUGGAGUCUACAUUAUGCUGGAAUCUCGCUAAAAGAAAAUGUACAUCCUGAAGCCUACUAGGAUGAGACCCUUUGUUAGUGACUCACUAACCAAGUACAAUUAUUUUUUAAAACCCCAAAGACAGGUGCCUAAGUCCCACUGAUGGCCAGUAGGUGCUUCCUCAUUGCCUUCCUGUGGGAGAGCCUACAGUCACCUUUUAAAAAAUGGCUCCACAGUCUUUUUUGGCAGUUUUCAAAUUACUGUGAAUAGCAUCUGUAAAGUAGCCUCCCACUUUCACUUGAUUUUCACUUCCUUUCCCUCAUCUUUGAGAAUGCUUUCCUCCUGCCCAAUUUCAACAAACGGAGCAGGUGUUAAGUGUGCAUGCAAUUUAAAAUAGAUUUUAAUUACAAUUCAUUAUAUGGCACAUCCUUCUCAUGCACUUAAAAGUUUCUAGUCUAGAGAAAGCCCAAAAGGCACCACAAUUACAGCAGAAAACCUGGGAUGCAGUGCAUUGGAUUUUAUCAUCAACUCUGCUAACAAUCAAAGCUGAGGCUCCUGCCCAAUGCUCAAUCUCUUCCUGUGUCUGUAAAAUGGAAAGAGUUGCACCUCUUUCAUGCUUUGAAGUGAUUUUAUAUACACUUAAAUUAACAAUUUGCACUUGGCACAUUGCAUUGCUGGAGGAAUGAGGAGUUUCCCUGCUUACCAGUUAAGUUCCAGUAGCUAAGACCAAGGAAAUGAGGCAACUGCCAUUUUGCUGGCUACUGAACUGCUGUUGGAAAACUGGAGAAAAAGAAGAUACAAAUUUAAAGCAAGCAGGAAGACUGAAGGAAACUGAAGGUUAAUCAGAAGGUGCUGUUAAAACAUCUGCUUCAUAGUGAGGCUUUUCCUUUCCAAGCACUGCAGUUGGCACCAUCCUUGUCUGGCUCCUUGACUCAAGGAAAUUAAGAACAUGCAUGCACAUGUCAGAGGAGUGGGAUCCAGGAUCAUCAGUCCAAGCAGCUCUCUUGACUCCUUAUGUGACCCUGGAGCAGCUCAUGUCCCAAGUGCCUCACUCCCUUCAGGAAGGAACUUGUCUGAUUUCCUGCUGCAGCAGCAGCAUGGAUCCACUCAAGCUGUAUGGUUGUUCACAUGCAUCUUCACAGCCAAAACAGCCAUACACUUCCAGUUUUCACAUUUUCUCCAUCCUCUUUCCUACUUCUCUACCAAGUGCUUCAACCACCACACAGUGGAGCAACACACAGCAGGGAUCAACUGACGAGGAAAAACCCCACACCUUUCCUUCAGUGGGUGCCACAAACUGGUUGUCUGUACAGUUGUGCUGGUUUUGUCUCAGAUAAUUUUCUUCACAGCAGUAUGGGGCUCUAUUUUGGAUUUAUGUUUCGUUAUUAGCAGUGCUUGAACAGAGUCAAGGCCUUUUCUUCUCACACCACUCCAUCAGCAAGGAGGCUGGGGACGGACGUGCAGUUGGGAGGGGACACAGCUGGGAUUGCUGCCCCCCACUGACCACAGGAACAUUCCAUACCAUAUGGCAUCCUCGUGAGCAUAUAGACUUGGGGGAAGAAGAGGGAAGGGGAGGACAUUGAGAGGGAUGGUCUUUCCCAAGUCACUGUUAUACAUGCCAGAGCCCUGCUUUCCUGGGGAUGGUGGAACACCUGCCUGCCCAUGGGAAGUAGUAAGUUAAUUCCUUGUUUUGUGUGUGGCUUUUGCUUUACCUAUUAAACUGUCUUUAUCUCAA
Molecule: messenger RNA, 14865 nt
Organism: Myiozetetes cayanensis
Lineage: Eukaryota; Metazoa; Chordata; Aves; Passeriformes; Tyrannidae
Gene: TBXAS1
Product: thromboxane A synthase 1
Exons: 13
Coding region: 11692-13182 (496 amino acids)
Molecular function (GO): oxidoreductase activity, acting on paired donors, with incorporation or reduction of molecular oxygen; thromboxane-A synthase activity; heme binding
Source: RefSeq, a predicted model, not a curated record